Eimeria acervulina is the source of this 879-nucleotide messenger RNA. RefSeq lists its product as hypothetical. The record is from RefSeq and is a predicted model, not a curated record. Lineage: Eukaryota; Apicomplexa; Conoidasida; Eucoccidiorida; Eimeriidae. The transcript is spliced from 3 exons. The coding region runs from base 1 to 879 and encodes 292 amino acids.
AUGGAUAGAGCUAAAGAAAGACAAGACAAAGAAAACCUUAAAAGACAAGCAUUAUUAGAACAGGCAGGGGGCCCUGAUGCAUUCGCACCUGGUAUCAUGGGGCCCCCAGGUAUGCCUCCAGGGAUAUUAGGGGGGCCCCCAGGUAUGAUGGGGGGCCCCCCGGGAAUGAUGGGGGGGCCCCCAGGGAUGAUGGGGGGGCCCCCAGGGAUGAUGGGGGGGCCCCCAGGUAUGAUGGGGCCCCCAGGUAUGGGGGGCCCCCUUGGAAGGCCCAGUAUCAUGGGGGCCCCAAUGGCUGGGGGGCCCCCUAUGCCUGGCGGCCCCCCUAUGCCUGGGGCCCCCAUGGGCAGGGGCCUCGCAAUGGGGGCAGGGAGACCUAGUAUGAUGGGGCCCCCAGGUAUGGGGGCCCCAGGUAUGGGGCCCCCAGGUAUGGGGCCCCCAGGCAUGGGGGCCCCAGGCAUGCCUGGGAAGGCCCCCCCAAUGCAGAGCUAUAGCAUGAGGCCCCCCAUUGCGCAGUGGAGGUCUGGAGGGAGCCUGUGGCGGCAUACGGUGUUUCUGCUGCAGCAGCUGCUUCAGCAGCUCCAGCAGCAGCUGCUGCUGCUGGAGCUGCAGCAGCAGCAGCAGCAGCAGCUGCUGCUGCUGCUGUUACUACACGUGUUGAUAGCAUCCGCAGCAGGAGGAGCUGCAGCAGGAGAAGCUGCAGCAGAAGAAGCUGCAGCAGAAGAAGCUGCAGCAGAAGAAGCUGCAGCAGAAGAAGCUGCAGCAGGAGAAGCUGCAGCAGAAGAAGCUGCAGCAGCGGCAGCUGCAGCAGCAGCACCGAAGCAUCGUUGGCUUUCCAAAGAAGGUAGCAGUGCUGGCUUCGUGCUGCUGCUGCAGAUUUAA